This is a messenger RNA of Colletotrichum graminicola M1.001, 2112 nucleotides long. RefSeq lists its product as uncharacterized. Bases 1 to 2112 code for a protein of 703 amino acids. Gene Ontology annotation, molecular function: oxidoreductase activity. The record is from RefSeq and is a predicted model, not a curated record. The transcript has 7 exons. Lineage: Eukaryota; Fungi; Ascomycota; Sordariomycetes; Glomerellales; Glomerellaceae.
AUGGUCCUCCUUAGCAAGUUGGCAGCCACUGUCGCUGUCUGCGUCCUUCCGGCCCUUGUCGGGGCUCAACGGUCACCACCCCCACCUCCGGGCCGCGGCCCCCCAGUCUGGGGCCCUCCACCCCGUAGUCCCCCGCCCCCAGGACCACCAGGUCGAGGACCACCAGCCCGAGGACCGCCGCCUCCAGGGCCUCCGCCUCCAGGGCCUCCGCAUCCGGGGCCACUGGGCCAGGCAGCGUCAGUCGCGACAUCGGGGAACCCUGCAUCGCGACCCACGACUUCGCAGGUAUCUGCCCGAGUCUCGAUACGACCUACGUCUACAAGUGCAGUACAAAGGCCUACCACAACCACUUCAACCUCCUCCCGCCCCUCCGCCGCAGCUGUAUCGUCGUCCACAUCCAGCAGGCAGGCACAAGUGUCCCCAUCGCCAUCCACACCGUAUGCGAUUACGGGUCUGAAGACGGGCGUAGACAGCUCGUCUGGUCAGCGGCCGCUGCGCCAGAACAUCAAUGACCUUCAGGCUUCCGGUGCACAAUGGGAUCUGUACAUACUGGGCCUUGCUGCAAUGCAAAACGAUGCUCCGGAGAAUGACAUGUUAUCGUACUUUCAGAUCAGCGGCAUCCACGGGCGACCCUACAUCCCUUGGAACGGCGUCCAGGCGGUAUCGGGUGGUUCCGGCGGCGGCUACUGCCCUCACGGUCAAGUCCUUGGCAGCCACAUCCAGGCCAUCGCCGCCAACUAUAGCGGCAGUCGCGCGGAAGAGUACAAGACAGCAGCCGAUAACUGGAGACAUCCUUACUGGGACUGGGCGGCCGACGGCGGUGCCCAGCUUCCCUCGAUCGCAACGCAGGCAACCAUCACCGUUAACGGGCCUGGCGGUCAAGUUAACAUGGCAAACCCAUUACUGGGAUACAAAUGGCAAAGGUUCCCCUUGAACACGGCCUCCAGCUACUUUCCAACGAGUGGCGACCGUAACUGCUGGGGUUUCCCCGUGACGACGCGGUGGCCGGACUCGAACGGGAACAACCGGCCAACCUUGGCCAACAGAGAGCUUAGCCAGGAUGAUUUGAAGGCGAAUACGUAUAAUGUCUUUACCACCGCCACAGACUACGAGACGAUGGCCAGCACGGGGAGCUCUGGAAACAGCUUCGAGGACGUACACAACUCGGUGCAUUCAGCAAUCUACGCGGUUAUGGCUUACAUAGAAUAUUCUGCCUUUGAUCCGCUCUUCAUGUUGCACCAUACCAAUGUCGACCGCCUCAUCGCCAUGUGGCAGGCUAUACACUACAAUGACAAGACGCAGACCCAAACCUUACCAUCCGGAGCUCUCUUUGCCACGGCAGCCAACACGCCAAUAACCGCAGACAGUCCUCUCAAGCCCUUCUACCGCGACACGUCUGGCAACUUUCACACAGGCAGAACGGCCUCUGAAAUCAAGAACUUUGGCUACUCGUAUCCCGAGAUCAUUGACUGGAACCAAAGCCAGGACGCCCUAGCCCGCCAGGUGACAGUGUCAGUCAACCGGCUGUACGGCCCGAGCAGCACAAGCAGGAAGGUUCGCCGCAAGCAUCGCCGUUCCAGCUGCAACUCCCAAAGAAAUCAAGCAGGCACCUAUGCACCGCCGGCCACAUUCCAGCCUGAUGCCCCGCACAAGAAGUACUCGGCCUUGGUCGAUCUGGAGCGCAGCGAGCUGCCGUUGCCUUGCAGUGUCUCCGUCUACGUGGACGGCGAGUUCGCCGGGAAGAUAAGCGUCAUGAGCAUGCCGGCAUCAGGAAUGAUGCAUAGUGCUGUGUCGCUCAACACGGCAUUGGAAAAGCUGGGCAAGAGUAUGGCCAUCCCAGAACCCCAGGGAAACAACAGCAGUUCUACAACAGACAGUACAACGGUGCAACAGCCAGCGGUUUCUUCUGACGACAAAGAGAUCAUUCAGAAGCAACUGUCCGUCGUUAUACAGAGCAUAAAUGGAACCAUUGUCCCAGUUUCCUCAGCGCCCUCCCUCAAGAUGAAAGUCGAGCUACAGCAUGUUGCGCCGCCCCUAUCUGAGGACAGCUUGCCAACCCUAACUCCUAUCACUACGGGUCCUCUGGCUAAGCCUGUAGACUAUAGUGCGUAG